AUAAAUUUAAUUUUCUCUAGUUUCAGAGGUGUUGAAUACAUACAGGGGUAAAUAUGGGGAGUGGGGAGGAUGCCCAGUUCGUGUUCGCUAAAUAUGAUUACACGGCUCAAGGAAACCAGGAAUUAGAUAUGAGAAGGAAUGAGAGGUUACUUUUAAUUGACGACAGUAAACAUUGGUGGAGGGUUCAGAAUACUCGGAUGCAAACAGGCUAUGUUCCUUCUAACUAUGUGAGGAAGGAAAAACCUUCCAUUUUUGACAGCAUAAAGAAGAAAGUAAAAGGUGGAAACACUAACAGCGGAUCCAAAACAUUACCAUCAUCCAACUCUAGUCCUGUACAUGUAGUCCCCCCUCCCCCUCACACAGGAAAAGGAAGAUCCCAUGGAGGUGGAGGAGGGGCUUCUGAACCAACAGAACCAAUAGCCUCAGCAAUUGUCAAGUAUAAUUAUCAGGCACAGCAGCUGGAUGAGUUGUCACUAGUCAAAGGAUCCCGAGUAAUGAUUCUAGAAAAGUCUGGGGAUGGAUGGUGGAGAGGACAGUAUGGAAACAAGGUUGGGUGGUUCCCGUCUAACUAUACACAGGAGGAGAUAGACGACCUAUUUGCUCAGAACGACACAGAGCUGAGUUUCAGUAAAGGAGACAGAUUGGAGGUCUUAGAUAGACCAGCUUCAGAUCCAGAAUGGUUUAAGGCUAGGAACCAGUGUGGACAGAUAGGUUUGGUUCCCUCUAACUAUCUCCUGGAACUCUCCCAGUUCCUAACUCAAGAUGUUGGAUCCAAGGAUCAAAAUCAAGCAAAUGGAGGUGGCUCAACCAACGGAAAUAAUACCAGUGGCGAGGAGAUUACUGGUAAGAGUUGGUACUACGGCGCUAUAAGCCGUGGUGAAUGCGAUAUACUGAUGUCGGAGAGGGGACAAGAUGGAGACUUUAUUGUUCGAGAUUCAGAAUCUACGACUGGUGAUUUCUCUGUAUCGUUGAAGGCUCCAGGCCGAAACAAGCAUUUCCGGGUUCAUGUCGAGAACGGAAUGUAUUGUAUAGGACAGAGGAAGUUUAUCUCACUUCAACAGCUUGUCGACCAUUACCAGAGAGCCCCGAUUUACACUUCUCAGAAGGGAGAAAAACUCUUCUUGAUAAAACCUCUUCCAAAAUAAACCAAACCAAUGAAGGACUUGACGAACCGACGAAGAAGUACAAUCGUCUUUUACAUAAAUUUUUAUUACUUGUGAUAUAUAUAAUUUUGUUCUACA
Molecule: messenger RNA, 1241 nt
Organism: Eurytemora carolleeae
Lineage: Eukaryota; Metazoa; Arthropoda; Copepoda; Calanoida; Temoridae
Gene: dock
Product: cytoplasmic protein NCK2-like
Exons: 12
Coding region: 54-1145 (363 amino acids)
Molecular function (GO): protein binding
Source: RefSeq, a predicted model, not a curated record